UUAUGAUAAGGUAACACGUUUUUUAAAACUUUGCACAACCUUAGCAUAAGAACUCUAUAAAAGGGUUAAUCAAUGGAUCUACAGUAAUCAUCCCAGCUAAACACAAAAAGCACAUUAUGAGUUCCAAAAUGCAAACACUGAUCCUUUUGUUAGUCUUAACAAUAUCCUCAUUCACUGUCAAAGCAUCAUCAAGUGAUGAUGCCGGCAUUGCCAUCUACUGGGGUCAAAACAAUGGAGAUGGCACACUGUCAUCAACAUGUGACACUGGUAACUACAAGAUUGUGCUCUUAGCUUUCCUCAAUGUCUUUGGAUCAGGAAGACCUCCAAGUUGGAACUUUGCCGGUCAUUGCGGUGACUGGAGUCCAUGCACAAAACUCGAACCCGAAAUAACAUAUUGUCAACAAAAGGGCAUCAAAGUUUUACUUUCCCUUGGAGGUGCUAUUGGACCCUACUCUCUUAGCUCACCAAAUGAUGCUAAAGAAGUUAGUGAUUAUCUCUAUGCUAACUUCCUUAGUGGUCGAUUGGGUCCACUUGGACGUGUUACCUUAGACGGUAUUGAUUUUGAUAUUGAAGGAGGUACAAAUCUUUAUUGGGAUGACCUUGCUAGAAAUCUUGACAACAUAAGACAACAAAACAGGUACUUUUACUUGUCUGCUGCCCCACAAUGUUUUCUACCAGAUUACUAUCUAGACAAAGCUAUCAGAACUGGCUUGUUUGAUUAUAUAUUUGUUCAAUUCUACAACAACCCUCCAUGUCAGUUUGAUAGUGCGAGAUCUGAUGCUACAUUGCUGUUACGAUCAUGGCAUGAUUGGACAUCGUUGGUUCUACCAAAUAAUACUGUUUUCUUGGGAUUACCAGCAUCACCUAGUGCAGCUCCAAGUGGUGGUUAUAUAACACCAGACGAACUCAUUACUAAGGUUCUUCCUUUCAUUAAAGAUACUCCAAAUUAUGGAGGAGUUAUGCUUUGGGACAGGUUUAAUGAUGUUACAAAUGAUUACAGCAAUCGGAUAAAAAAGUAUGUUCAAAAAUCUGCUCUUCGAUUUGUGACACAAGUUUCCGAAGCAAUAGCCGAAUCUGUCUCGGCAGCUUUGAAUGCCGUGUUACAGAAUUAAACAAUAAUGAAUGUAUGUGUAAUGAAUAAGAGUGAACUUUGAUCCUCUACAGCCAACUUUAUGAUGGCUGUAUACCAGAAUAAGAGAGAAAAAUGUCGAUACUUAUUAUGUUUAAGUAUCUUUAGACAUGUCAUCCAUCUAUCCAUCUAGUUACUCUUUGAUUUUCUUGGUGUUCAUGUAACCUAAGGGAACCAAAGCAUCUUAUCCUAUCUUAUUAUGUUUAUGUAUUAAAUUUGGCUUUGAUAUUUAAAUAAUCUUCACUUACGUGUUUCCAA
This is a messenger RNA of Vicia villosa (hairy vetch), 1387 nucleotides long. Its product is annotated as acidic endochitinase-like. The record is from RefSeq and is a predicted model, not a curated record. The transcript has a single exon. The coding region runs from base 117 to 1112 and encodes 331 amino acids. NCBI's taxonomy places the organism in Eukaryota, Viridiplantae, Streptophyta, Magnoliopsida, Fabales, Fabaceae. Gene Ontology annotation, biological process: carbohydrate metabolic process. Gene Ontology annotation, cellular component: extracellular region. Gene Ontology annotation, molecular function: chitinase activity.